Messenger RNA from Ilex paraguariensis (yerba mate), 989 nucleotides. The record is from the annotation of a GenBank genome assembly. Lineage: Eukaryota; Viridiplantae; Streptophyta; Magnoliopsida; Aquifoliales; Aquifoliaceae.
CACUUGGCUGCUGACACUACUUACCCAAGAUCACCGUUACAUCGAAUACUUUCUCACUGGUGAUCCAACUGUUAGAAUAUUGUCGUUUUGAAGCGCCUAAAAGCCACCACCUCUUUUCAGUUCUUUCUCGUUCCCAGAUCCUCCACCUGAAUCCGGCGAACUUUUGGACCAUCUCUUCAACAGCAGGCGAUCCUCCAACUUUCCUAUUAGUCCAGAACAGAGUUUGUUGGACGAGCUUUGGACACCAUGAGUGAGGUCUUUGAAGGUUACGAACGCCAAUACUGCGAGCUUUCAGCGAAUUUGUUGAAGAAGUGCACGUCAGCGAGUCUUCUUGGUGGAGAGCAAAAGAAGCAGAAGGUUUCUGAAAUAAAAUCUGGACUGGAUGCAGCUGAAUCUUUGAUCCGUAAAAUGGACCUUGAGGCGCGAAAUUUACAGCCAAAUGUAAAGGCUGUGCUUCUGGCAAAGCUAAGGGAAUAUAAAUCUGAUCUGAACAAUUUGAAAAAUGAAGUUAAACGAAUUGCAUCAUCUAAUUUCAACCAGGCUGCACGAGAUGAGUUGUUGGAAUCAGGAAUGCCUGAUUCAUUAACGGUAUCAGCGGAUCAAAGAGCAAGACUGUUAAUGUCGACAGAAAGACUAAACAAGUCCAGUGACAGAAUUAGGGACAGUAGGAGCACCAUGCUGGAGACAGAAGACCUCGGUGUUUCAAUUCUUCAAGAUCUGCAUCAACAGCGACAAUCUCUCUUGCAUGCCAAUAACACGCUUUAUGGGGUGGAUGAUAACAUGAGUCGGAGUAAAAAAAUUUUGACUGCCAUGUCAAGAAGGAUGAGCAGGAACAAGUGGAUUAUUGGUGCUGUCAUCGUGGUUAUUCUUGUUGCUGUCAUCUUAAUCCUGUACUUCAAACUCUCCAAAUAGCCCAGAUGCUCUCUUUGCUUGGGGUUUAUGUUGUUUCCGAAGACAUAUGAAUCUCUCUCUCUCUCUCUCUCUCUCUC